AGGUAGCCCCGCCCCCGCCGCGCGCCGCUCAGUUGUCUGGCCCUGUUGACCCACGGCCCACGAUCUACCGACCCAAGAAUCAGCCCGGCCCUCUAGUACACCAUGUCUGGCUCCUCCAGCGUCGCCGCUAUGAAGAAAGUGGUUCAACAGCUCCGGCUGGAGGCCGGACUCAACCGCGUAAAAGUUUCCCAGGCAGCUGCAGACUUGAAACAAUUCUGUCUGCAGAAUGCUCAACAUGAUCCUCUGCUGACUGGAGUAUCUUCAAGUACAAAUCCGUUCAGACCCCAGAAAGUCUGUUCCUUUUUGUAGUAAAAUGAAUCUUUUCAAAGGUUUCCCAAACCACUUCUUAUGAUCCAGUGAAUAUUCAAGAGAGCUCCAUUUGAAGCCUGUACAAAAGCUUAUCCCUGUAACACUUGUGCCAUAAUAUACAAACUUCUAUUUCUGUCAGUCCUUAACAUCUACCUCUCUGAAUUUUCAUGAAUUUCUAUUUCACAAGGGUAAUUGUUUUAUAUACACUAGCAGCAGCAUACAAUAAAACUUAGUAAGAAAAAAAAAAAAAAA
Molecule: messenger RNA, 561 nt
Organism: Callithrix jacchus (white-tufted-ear marmoset)
Lineage: Eukaryota; Metazoa; Chordata; Mammalia; Primates; Cebidae
Product: guanine nucleotide-binding protein G(I)/G(S)/G(O) subunit gamma-5
Biological process (GO): G protein-coupled receptor signaling pathway
Cellular component (GO): heterotrimeric G-protein complex
Molecular function (GO): G-protein beta-subunit binding
Source: RefSeq, a predicted model, not a curated record